AUGUCGAACCUUACCGACGUACUCACAAACUCACAACAGCGGACGCUGGCGCCCGCGGCCGUGGCCUCUCAGGUCGGAAUUAUGUCUGCCGUAUCGCUCGGCACUAUCAUUGCCUUCAAUAUCUUACGCCCAAACAACAAGAUCAUCUAUGAACCCAAAGUCAAGUACCAUGUCGGCGACAAGGAACCCCCACGAAUGUCCGACUCCAUUUUCGGUUGGAUCCCUCCUGUAGUACGGACAAAGGAACCAGAACUUGUCGACAAAAUCGGUCUUGAUGCCGCCACAUUCCUUCGUUUUCUCCGGAUGAUGCGAUACAUGUUCUCGUUAAUCGCCAUCGCAGUCUGUGCUGUCAUCCUUCCUGUCAACAUCGUCUAUAACCUCAAGAACGUGGCUGCGGACGACAGGGAUGCUCUCUCCAUGAUGACCAUUCGGGACGUCGGCGGAAACUUCCUCUUCGUGCAUGUUGGAAUGGUUUACAUCAUAACACUGAUCGUCUGCGGAGGGAUCUGGUAUAAUUGGCGAGAGAUGGUCCGACUCCGGCGACAGUGGUAUCGAUCACCGGAGUACGUGCAGUCGUUCUACGCACGGACGUUGGCUAUCACCAAAGUGCCGAAAAAGUUACAGUCAGACGAGGGCAUUCGAGCUAUCUUCGAGAGUGUACAGGUUCCUUACCCAACCACCUCCGUCCAUAUCGGACGUCGCGUCGGACGUCUACCGGAGCUGAUCGAAUUCCACAAUCAGACUGUUCGUGAACUCGAGCAGAUUCUGGUUAGGUAUCUGAAGGGUGGGAAACUGGCGAAGGAGCGGCCUAUGAUUCGGCAUGGCGGCUUCAUGGGAAUGGGCGGUCGCAAGGAGGACGCCAUCGACUAUUAUACCUCACGAACGCAUAGUGCAAAGCUUCAACGAACGGAACGGGCUGUCGAGGAAGCCCGUGCCCAAAUUGAGAACCGCAAGCCGGAGAACUACGGCUUCGCAUCGAUGGCUGCUGUUCCCUAUGCCCAUAUCGUUGCUCAAAUGCUGGAGAAGAAACACCCAAAAGGCACCUACAUCGAGUUGGCACCUAAUCCCAAGGACAUAAUAUGGGAUAACUUGAAUAAAUCUCCCUCCGAAAUCGUCAGGAAACAGACAAUGGGUUGGAUCUGGCUGUGCCUCGUCUGCUUCAUUAACACAGUGCCUCUGUUCAUCAUCUCUCUUUUGGCCAACUUGUCUUCUCUUACGGCCUACGUCACCUUCCUCGACGAGUGGCAGACCGCCUCGCCCAAGUCUUUCAACGUCAUCUCUGGUGUCUUGCCAUCCGUCGUUUCUGCCCUCUUUGGGUUCGUCUUGCCGAUCAUCAUGAGGCGGCUGUCGAAGUACAUGGGUGUCUCAACGAGUUCGAGGCUGGAUCGAGCGGUGCUGGCGAGAUACUUUGCGUUCUUGAUCAUCUCUCAGUUGAUGGUCUUCACGCUUAUCGGAGUCAUAUUCAACUCCGUCAAGCAGAUCGUGGUGCAGAUCGGCAAGCACAAGAGUUUCCAGGACAUUAUUAAUAAUCUCGACACGUUACCGGCCACAAUCAACUCGACCUACAUCGAUCAGUCGUCGUACUGGCUCACCUUCUUCCCUCUGCGUGGUCUCUUGGCUGUGUUCGAUCUUGCUCAAAUCCUCAACCUUGUUUGGAUCUCAUUCAAGACCCAUGUUUUUGGUCGUACACCUCGUGAUAUCCGGGAAUGGACUAAACCGCCAAACUUCCGAUACUCUAUCUACUACUCCAACAUUUUGUUCAUGGGCGCCAUCGGUCUGGUCUUUGCACCGCUCGCACCGCUCGUCCCCGUGGCUUGUGCGGUCGUCAUGUGGAUUAGCUCCUGGGUAUACAAAUACCAGCUUAUGUUCGUCUUCGUCUCCAAAGUCGAGACUGGUGGCCGGAUGUGGAAUGCUGUAGUCAAUCGUAUGCUCGUAUCGCUCAUGCUGAUGCACGCUCUGAUGGUCUUGACUAUCGGCCUCCAGUACGGUUGGAGAUCUUUCGCAUGGAUCGCGACGAUCCCUCCGUUCGCCAUCGUCCUACUGUUCAAAAUCUACAUCGACCGCGUCUUCGUCAAGCGUUUCCGGUACUACGUCCCUACCGAACAAGAACUUCUCGAAGCCAAGGUCCAUUCCGCACGCGCCGAUAGCAAGGGCAACCGUUUGGAGAAGAGGUUCGGUCACCCUGCGUUGCACGCUGACCUCUUCACGCCGAUGUUGCAUGCGAAGUUGAUGCCGCUGUUGGCUGAGGUGUAUAAGGGCAGGCUGAAUAACAAGACGACGAAGUUGGACGAGUAUGGUGGACAGGCUAUGGAUGCCCAGGUUCUUCCUGGUGGUCUCACUAUUGCCGCUAUCAACCAGCACGACUUGGAGUACGAUCCCGCUCAAUACCAACGCGACCGUGGAGAACUGGAUUGGGACGCUCGUUCAGGUGUCACCGCGUUCUCGGAUGGGGCCUCCCUCUACCCUGCGAAAUCAGUCCACGGCUUCUACGCCAACGAACGCUCGGCCUCACCCGCUCCUUCCCUUCCUCGUGUACCAGGAUACAAUCAGUACAUGCAACAUGGGCCGAUGGGGUCUGCGUCGGAGAUCGAGCUCGCGCGACUUGACGAUCAACAGCCUCUCCUACCGAGAGCUCCUGGGCUGGGUUAUCCUGCGAACAUAUUUGCCACAGCAGCAGCAACAACCUCCGCAGCGAUAUCUGUCACCGUCACCGCAGAUGGGAUAUCCACCGCAGGCCGCACCGAUGUAUGGGAAUAG
This is a messenger RNA of Stereum hirsutum FP-91666 SS1, 2757 nucleotides long. Its product is annotated as DUF221-domain-containing protein. NCBI's taxonomy places the organism in Eukaryota, Fungi, Basidiomycota, Agaricomycetes, Russulales, Stereaceae. Gene Ontology annotation, molecular function: calcium-activated cation channel activity. The record is from RefSeq and is a predicted model, not a curated record. The transcript has 15 exons. Bases 1 to 2757 code for a protein of 918 amino acids. Gene Ontology annotation, cellular component: plasma membrane.